Molecule: messenger RNA, 3229 nt
Organism: Corvus hawaiiensis (hawaiian crow)
Lineage: Eukaryota; Metazoa; Chordata; Aves; Passeriformes; Corvidae
Gene: PEX26
Product: peroxisomal biogenesis factor 26
Exons: 5
Coding region: 16-888 (290 amino acids)
Biological process (GO): protein import into peroxisome membrane; protein import into peroxisome matrix
Cellular component (GO): peroxisomal membrane; peroxisome
Molecular function (GO): protein-containing complex binding; ATPase binding
Source: RefSeq, a predicted model, not a curated record
CCCGCCGCCGCCGCCAUGCGGGCCGAGCCGCCCGCCUGGGCCCCGGGGCCGGCGCAGGCGGCCGCGCUGCUGGAGGAGGCGGCGGACCUGCUGGUGCUGCACCGGGACUUCGCCGCCGCCGUGGAGCGCUGUGAGGCGGGCUGCUACAGCUUGGGACCCGGCCCCGGCCCCGGCCACGAGAGUUUUGCAGAAGUGAAAUGCUCCCUUUGUGUUGUGGGGAUUCAGGCGCUGGCCGAGAUGAACCGGUGGAGAGAAGUUCUGUCUUGGGUCCUACAGUAUUACCAUGUCCCUGAACAUCUGCCUCCAAAAGUUCUGGAGCUGUGUAUCCUGUUGUACAGCAAAGUGAGAGAGCCGCAGGUGAUGCUGGAAGUGGGCAGCAGCUGGCUGAGAGACCACGCCAACCAGAGCCUCCCCGAGUUCGGGUCCGUGCUGGAGCUCUACCUGGUGCACGUGCUGCUGCCGCUGGGCCGCUUCGAGGGCGCGGAGGAGCUGGUGCGAGGCUGUGACGUGUUUGACAGCGAGCAGCAGCUGGCCUUCCUCGGCACCAUUUGCGACAGCCGCUGCCAGUGGACUCGGCAGGAGGAGACACGCUCGGCUGCUGAGGAGCAGCAGGACCCAGUGACAGAAACUGUUCUGGGAGCGCUGUCCCAAAAGCUCCUGACCAUGUUGACGUUGCUACGUAGAGCCCUGAGGUCCAUGUCAAACCACUUCUAUUUACUUCCUUACAAGAAGAUGCUCUUGGCCACUUUUUUGCUGUACCUGGUGGUGGUGAGAUUAGACCCAGCUUCUCCCACAUCACUGCCAUUCAUUUACAAACUGGUCCAGCUCUUCCGCCAGGCUUGGGCAGCUGUGCUUUCUCCAAUCCAUAGGCCUCCAAUUCGAGACUAAAUGUCUUCCAUCACUCAAAGUGUCACCUUGUCUUCAGGAUGUUACCAGGCUCUUCAGGGACUGUUGAAAUCUGAGAUGACCACCUAUGGACUCUUGGAAUUUCUUCAGAUAGGGAAUGGUGGUGUACGAAUUUUGAAACCACAGCGAGUAUUCCUGACAUUUUGCUUGGUCCUGUCCAACAUUAGGGUAAAGCCACUCCUUCCAUAUCUACAAGUGAAUGAGAAUCCUCCUUUUCAAGCACUUUUGCUUUGGAUGUGUCUCUUGAGUGGGGAUUGUGUAGCCAGUUAUGAACUAUGGAAGAAGUUCUCGUCCUUGCAAAUGCUGGGCAGUUCUCUGAACAAGUGCAGCAGUGUUCCUGGAGGCAUGACUGUAGCAGGCAAUAGAGUACCAGUGUUUAGGGGAAUAUUCUGUUUUGCCUGAAGACAUCUGAAAAGCUCAGCUCUUGCAGCAUGGGAUUUAGGACAAGCACAUGGAAGAAAAACACUGGAGAAAGUAAAGCCUAUUGCAUUUUGAAAGCCAUAGUUUCUCUUGUGACUGAUGCCUCUUUGUACAGGCACACUGGAUUUUAGUCAUAUUUAAGCUGAAAAGAUGAGGUGGGUGGGCCACAGAGAUUGUUGUGCUGUAUCCACUCUUCUUAAAUGCAAAUUACAGCACUUUGUGCUUGCCUGAUGCACAGUCAUUCUUAGCAGCAUGUGGUGGUGGUGGUCAGGAAAUAGAUUUAUUUUUUAAAAUUAUAUUCUAUGUUAUGGUCUAGUUGAACAACUGAAGUUGUUGCUUUUACUUUCCCUACCUCUUGCUUUGUUUAUGUAGAUGUCAAAAAGUCUCUCUGUAUAUCCAGAAUUGCUCCUCAAGUCCCCAGUAUCCAAAGUCUUGGGUUGGAUGGAGUCAUUUAGCAAUGCUCUGUCAUUCAGAACAAAAGUUUAUUUUUAUAGAAAAGAAGGUCACAAGACCUUCCCCAGAUCAGUGGCAAGAAAAUUGUACAUCUGCAGGUCUGUCACCAGACCAACUCCAUUUCUGACCACUUGGGGCAGAAAUUGGAUGUUUGGGGUAGAACAUGAAUUUCUUCUCCAUCCAUUCACCCGUCUAUCAUCACUUGACAAAAGGUACAUUCCAAGGAGGGAGCACUGACCUAACAAAACACUGCUUUCAAACUGUUGUGUGCUGGAGGGGAUAGGUUAGAGAGGCUGGGGACAAGUAGCCCGUCAUCCCAGCACCGGUGCCAAAAGGGUGUAGGCUCACUGAUGUCAGCCCAAACUACAAAAUGUUAUCAGAGCAGCCUUUUUGGUGGGACCACACCAAACCCAUGAAAAGUAACCAGUGUAGACCUCAGUGUGGUGUCUUACAACAGUGGUGCCCUUUGUCUCUAGCAAUAACCAUACUCCAAGGUAGUGGCUGUUCCUGUUUUCUUCACAUAGAUGGCCUGUUGGUACCCUCAGACUGUGUGUGAUCUGUUGCUUUGCUGCCUACAGAGACACUUUGAAAACAGUCUCACCUUCACUGCUAAAAAUAGUUUCAUCUUAAAUUAUCCCAAAAAGAGAAACACUCCAGCAUUACUGUCAGACAAACUUGGGCAGGUUAUUCAUGAGUGCAGUAAUGACCUUGCCUAGUUGUCUCAAGAAUAAAACCCAAACCAAUCCCAUAUCCCUCCCCAAAGUUUUUGUCUCUGCCAGGACUGUAUACCAGGUUAAGUAGCACAUAGUGCUUCACCAUAUAAAAAAGUAAUUUCUUACAUACUCUGCACACACAGGGAAGAGCAGCCUUUGAUAUUGCUGAAUGGUUCCUGUCAUCCAGCUGUAAGUGUAGUUACAACUCUGCAAACAACACUUGAUGUGAAAUCAGGUAGAAUGAAGCACAGGCUCUGUGUGGAGUUGAGCUCCUCCAAGAAAUGACCAGGAUGAGUCUUCUGCCCCCCUGCUUUGGAAGGCCUCAGGUUAACUCCUUUGUAAGCCAGUUAAUAAAAUGGGAAACUUCACUCUGAAGUCAGGCCAAAUUCUUAUCAAAGUGACUGUUAGUAAUGAACACUUUUUGCUGUAGUCUUCUGGCAUCACUUUUAGUUAGAUGGCAGAGAUGCUGUUGUGGAGGUUGGUUUGGACCAGUGGCUUCAGCAGGCCACACAUAGCUUUUAAAAUACGGUUAAAUGUUGUUUUAACUUUUAACAUUCAACUUAAUUUAAGUGUAGGUUGGUAACCUUGACUUUAUUGGAGUACUACUGAUUUAGAAUUUAUAUUGGUUUUAAUUCAUCAUGAGAGAACAAGAAGGCAGAAAUAAGCUAUCAAGGUUUUUUGCAAUUAAUACUAAAACUGCAGUAUCUAACUUUUAUAAUAAAGUGACUACUGAUUUA